CAACACCGGUGAAAGUUUUUCUUCUGAUGCCGUGCAGCUCUGAACACAGUGAUGGGCAGGUGGGACCCAAAUGCAGUAUGCCAGCAGAGAGUCAAGGAAUACUGAUGGCCAACAUGUCUGGCCCUUUGACCUUUGUUGAUAUGCAGACCAUCAAACUGGCCUUUACAUGGGAAAGGGUCUUAAAGAUGUGCUUGGUGGUGUUUACACAAUUGCUCUUCAUUUACAUUAAUAUUGUGAUGCUGUUCACCCUGCGCACCAAAGCCAUCUUCCGUGAGACGCCACGCUACAUUCUGUUUACCCACAUGCUCUUGAAUGAUACCAUUCAUUUGUUGAUUGCCUUGCUGCUCUACAUGCUCAGUUCCCUCUACUUUGUGAUGGUGCGUGCUGCUUGUGCCUGCAUUGUGAUUCUGUCUACAUCAACAUUUGUAAAUGCACCGCUGAACCUGGCUCUCAUGUCCCUGGAGAGGUACACGGCCAUCUGCUUCCCACUGCGGCACACCGAGUUGGCUACGCCGGCACGAGUGUAUGCAGCUGUGGCUAUGGUUUGGGUUUUGGGCCUCACUGAUGUUCUAACUGAUGUAUUUGCUCUCUUCCUCCUUUCAGAGCCAUCAUAUUACUUGUCACCUACAGUGUGUACCAUUGCACAACUCAUAGUUGCUCCCUGGCAGCAGGGCAGGAGUGUGAUAUUCAAAGCUCUGCUGUUCAUCAUAGUGGCCAUUGUGUUGCUCUAUACAUAUGUGGCCAUCCUGCGGCAGGCCCGUAACGCCUCCUCUAACACCUCUUCUGCCCAGAAGGCCUUGCGCACUGUGAUAUUGCACUCAUUGCAGCUUGGCCUCUCACUCAUGUCAUUUCUCUAUGAGUAUAUAGAGUCGAUGAUUUUAAGCCUGCCACUUGCCAUAUACAUACAGGUGCGCUUCUUUAUCUUCUUUGUAGUUCUGAUCCUGCCACGCUGCCUCAGCUCACUCAUCUAUGGUCUGAGGGACGACACCUUCAGGCCAUUGUUCAAACUGAAUUUCCUGUACUGUGGCACAAAGAAAGUUGUGCCAUUAGUGACUCUUAUUAAAAACUAAUGAUGAAACAAGUACAAUUAUCUGUUUCUUUGACAUGUAUGUGAAUAAAUGUAUACAUGUAUUUCUGUAGAUACAGUAGAUACACAAAAGAUAGGGUCUUUGUGACCCUGAUAAAAAUUCUAAUGAAUGAUGUGUCCAAUGUAAUGAAAAAUAUUUUUGCUGUGUAUUAAUAAAAUAAGCGCUUCAUCCACA
Messenger RNA from Silurus meridionalis, 1262 nucleotides. Its product is annotated as odorant receptor 131-2-like. The transcript is spliced from 3 exons. Gene Ontology annotation, biological process: G protein-coupled receptor signaling pathway. The record is from RefSeq and is a predicted model, not a curated record. Gene Ontology annotation, cellular component: membrane. The coding region runs from base 27 to 1070 and encodes 347 amino acids. Lineage: Eukaryota; Metazoa; Chordata; Actinopteri; Siluriformes; Siluridae. Gene Ontology annotation, molecular function: G protein-coupled receptor activity.